Messenger RNA from Biomphalaria glabrata, 1352 nucleotides. RefSeq lists its product as uncharacterized. Lineage: Eukaryota; Metazoa; Mollusca; Gastropoda; Planorbidae. The record is from RefSeq and is a predicted model, not a curated record. The coding region runs from base 227 to 970 and encodes 247 amino acids. The transcript has 5 exons.
UUCAUUGAAUGUUUUUGUUUUGUGCAUUUCUUAUCGACUUUUUAAAUAUCAAUUAUUAAAAUAUUUUCCUUUCUGUCUAAAUAACUUCCGUUUUAUAACCACGCCGUGAAGACUAUAAUCAAUAGUUUUAUCUUGACUGAAAGCUCCACUGAUGUCGAGGACCAACAGCGCCGACAAAACUAUAAAACCAGCGACAAUAAGAAGACGUAGAAGACUAACGUAGAAAAUGAAAGCAUUUCAGAAAACCCCAAAAUCAAAACUGAAGGUGACUCCGUCGAAGACAGUGUCUUCACCAAAAGGAGCGUCUACACCAAAAGAAGCGCUCACACCAAAUGAGUCUAAAACAAAAGAAGAAAUCCUUAAGAGUUUCAAUCAGCAGGCCUGGAAAGAGUAUGACCAGCUGUACGCCGAGUUGCAGUUCUACAGUGAACGUGCCGCAAUGAUGCAUCAAUACGAAGCGUCCAGAUUCGACAGACUAAGCUCUAUCUUGGAAAUUGCUGCUGAGAUUCUCGCCGUGGUUUCAGCGACUUGUCUAAGUGUGUACAUGUUCUUUAAGGAAAAGCAUCCAGACGGGGUGUUGAGUGACCGAACCGGUCUAGCCGGAGUCAGCGCCAUGCUAACCGCCGGAGGCAUGCAAUUCAUGGGAGAAGGUAAAGGAUUAGGCCUGCCCACAUUCCACAGCCGGGGCGAGAAACACAAGAUCGCCAAAGCUGGAUGGCAGCGUCUAGCCAGGCUGACACAGUCUUACAGGAUUCUUAUGGACGACCCUCGCCAAGAUGCUAUUCAGUACGCUGCCUGGUUUAAAGAGCUGAUCGACUACAAAGAACAGUUGUGCAAAAUUGUGAGCAUCCAGGAUUCCGUUGUAGAGAUGUUCGACGAACCGGAGGAAGUGAUCAAACCAAUGAGAAAAAAUAAACUUCUUUUUCAACGCUACAUGGAUCUUCAGCAGGAUUCUGGGAAGUUGGAUUGAGAAUUGUAUCACUUGAUUCAGUAGUAUCUCGUUAUUUUGUUUCGUUAACACUAAAGUAAAGGAAUUAAAACACACACACACACACACACACACACACACACACACACACACACACACACACACAUUUAGAUUUAUUUAUAGAAUGAAGAAAAUAAUACACUAUUCAUGACAGAAGCUUGUCAUAAUAGUAUUGUAGUCAUUGACCAGAAAGUGAAUGUUAUUUCUAAAAUAAGUGUGUAGUAUAACUGCUGGAAAUAAUAGUAAUAUUUAAUAGCUGCUAUUUUUUUAGGUUAUAAUUAUAACUUUAAAAACUAAAUAAACUUUCAAAAAAGUUUAUAUUUUUACUUUUGAAAUUUGUUCAUUAAAGAUGUCUGAUACCAGA